UAUCAUGUCUAAGGAAAAAAACAAUACUACCUACUUGGCACCUACUUGGCUCACUCGGGAUUACGUCGAGGAAAAGCUACGUUCUUACUUCGAGAAUAAGUGUCUUAUACUGCUAAACCUGGAAAUAAAACCCGCUCUUGGCAAUGGGGAAAACUACGCCAGUGUUAUGACCCGCAUUAACGUGGAAUAUACUACGAAUAGCUCAAAAGCCAAGGAAUCGACAAGGUUCCUGGUAAAAACAACAUUUUCCGACAAGGAUCCUGCUGCAGAAGUGCUCUUGGACUAUGGGGUCUACACCAGGGAAAUGGAUAUGUAUGAGCAGAUAUUGCCCAAGCUGGCGAAUCUGGUGAGGAGUGAACUUGGCGACUCCAGGAAAUUGUUUGCGGGUACCGUGAAUGUGGAUCGCAGUCAAAACUCAAUCAUCUUUGAGGAUCUUUCGCUGGAGCACUAUAAAGUGGCGGAUCGACUAAAGAAGUUGGAUAUGGCGCACACCCAUCUGGUCCUAGAAAAAUUAGCCAAUUUUCAUGCAGCCGGAGCAGCAUUAGCAGAACGACAUCCGGACAUCUUUGCGAAGAACUUCGAUCGCGGAUUUUUUAACCAACACACCAGGGGAUAUGAGCCCAUUAUGAAAAAUCUUCUGCAGGCCUUGUCCCGUUCACUAGAGCUCGAUCCGGAUCUGAAGGAGCGUUACCAGGCGAAGAUCGAUCGAUUGGUUGAGAACGUAAUGGAUUACGGCGAGAAAGCAACAUCUAUUGUUCCCGGCGAUUUUUUGACCCUGGCUCAUGGUGACCUUUGGACCACAAAUGUUAUGUUCCAGUACGAUUCAGAAAAUCAUCCCACCAACGCCAUAUUUAUCGACUUCCAAUUCAGCAUGUGGACUUCUCCAGCCAUCGAUUUACACUAUUUCUUUUCGAAUACUUUGCAGGAACACAUUCGCUUAAAACACCAGCCCGAAUUGGUUCAGUUUUACUACUAUAAACUGAGGGAUGCUUUAAAAAGAGUUAAAUAUUCCGGACACGUUCCUAGCUUAUUUGCAUUCCACCAGCAGUUCCGGAGCAGAGCCUUCUAUGCUGCCUUUGCAUCACUGUGUUUUGAACCCUCGCAGGCAUACAAUGGCAAGGAGGAGGCUUCAAUGGAACAGAUAAUAUCUUCUUCAGAGAGCGCAAUGCGGUUCAAGAACGAUCUUUAUCAGAAUGCAGAAACCAGAAGGAAGAUGCGUCUUACCUUACCGUUUCUUGACGAAUUGGGAUUGUUAGACAUUAUGUGAAAUACAUUUUGUUACUUAAUUUGUUUGUUUUUAUUAAAGAUAUAUUUUCAUUGUUAGAGUAAAAAAACACAAAUAUAUGUGCCUGUUAUAAACUCUAA
Messenger RNA from Drosophila ficusphila, 1365 nucleotides. RefSeq lists its product as uncharacterized. The record is from RefSeq and is a predicted model, not a curated record. NCBI's taxonomy places the organism in Eukaryota, Metazoa, Arthropoda, Insecta, Diptera, Drosophilidae. The transcript is spliced from 2 exons. Bases 5 to 1267 code for a protein of 420 amino acids.